This is a messenger RNA of Penicillium antarcticum, 2973 nucleotides long. Its product is annotated as M28 family metallopeptidase. Gene Ontology annotation, biological process: proteolysis. Bases 1 to 2973 code for a protein of 990 amino acids. Lineage: Eukaryota; Fungi; Ascomycota; Eurotiomycetes; Eurotiales; Aspergillaceae. Gene Ontology annotation, molecular function: metalloexopeptidase activity. The record is from RefSeq and is a predicted model, not a curated record. The transcript has a single exon.
AUGGCUUCCUACAAAGCCAACCCGCUGGCGUUCACGCCGUGGCCAGUAACAAUCCUGACUACAGCCGUAUACCUCGCCCUGAUAAUCCCACUACUGGUAAUCCAGCACAACGUCCCCGCCGCGCCGCAGACGAACCCCAACGGCCUCAAUCUCACGGAAGCAUGGCAAGACCUGCAGAGUCUGACAAAAGGCUUCCACCCCUACAACUCUCGCCAGAACGACGAAGUCCGCUCAUGGCUACUAGAGCGCAUCGACGCGAUCAAAGACUCCGCCGCGUCAUCCGAGGAAUUCGCCGACGCGAGAGAGGAGAAACCAGACGUAUUUGUCUUCGACGACCUGAUCUCGAACCUCACCUUCAUCGAUAACAACGUUGGCGUUUACUUCGAGGGCACCAACAUCCUCGUCUACAUCCGCGGCUGGGAAGAUAAGAAAGGGAAUUGGUGGGAGACGCCUGGUCGAACGCCCGUCGGCAAAGGUGGCGUGCUGGUCAAUGCGCACUACGAUAGUGUCUCGACAGGCUACGGUGCUACAGAUGAUGGCGUCGGAGUCGUGACUUGUCUGCAACUGGUCAAAUACUUCCUCACGCCGGGCCAUGCGCCGCGCCGCGGUUUGGUCGUUCUUUUCAAUAAUGGCGAGGAGGACUAUUUGAAUGGUGCGCGCGCGUACAGCCAGCAUCCUAUGGCGAAGUUCGCGCAUACUUUCCUCAAUUUAGAGGGUGCUGGGGCUGGUGGUCGGGCUACUUUGUUCCGCAGCUCUGAUACGGAGGUUACGCAGGCGUACGCGAAAUCGGAGCAUCCGUUCGGCUCGGUGCUAAGUGCUAAUGGGUUUGAGAAGGGGCUUAUCAGUAGCCAGACGGAUUAUGUUGUUCUUGAUGGUAUUUUGGGCUUGCGUGGGCUUGAUGUUGCUUUCUUCGAGCCCCGGGCUCGUUAUCAUACUGACCAGGAUGAUGCGCGGCAUACUAGCUUGGAUUCUCUUUGGCAUAUGCUCUCCGCGGCUACUUCGACUACUGAGGCUCUUGUUUCCGACUCGACUGAUCGUUUUGAUGGACACCUUAGUGAUGAUGGGCUUGUUCCUAGUGGUUCGGGCACUCGGGCUGUGUGGUUUGAUUUGUUUGGAAGUGCUUUCGCUGUGUUUCGCCUCCAUACUCUCUUUGCAUUGUCGGUUACUCUGCUCAUUGUGGCUCCUUUGACUUUGCUCGUGACCAGUGUGAUUCUGUCCAAGGCUGAUAAGAUGUAUCUGUUCCGGUCGUCUGUCUACUCUGAGCUUGGUGAUGAGCACAUCUCGCUGCGUGGUCUGCGAGGUUUUUUCCGCUUCCCUUUCUUGCUUUCCAUUCCUACGGCUGUGACUGUUGGACUGGCUUACAUGGUGACAAAGGUCAACCCGUUCAUUGCUCACAGCAGCUCAUACGCCGUGUGGAGCAUGAUGAUCUCGGCUUGGUUCUUCUUAGCCUGGUUCGUAUCUCGUGUUGCAGACUUUGCACGUCCGUCAGCCUUCCACCGUGUCUACACUUGGACCUGGAUGUUUGUCCUUACUUGGUCUAUGAUGGUGGUUGCCACUGUUUAUGAACAUGAGGAGGGUCUCGCUGGAGGCUACUUUAUGUUCUUCUAUUUCGCAGGCACCUUUUUGGCCACUUGGAUCUCUUACCUGGAGCUAUUUGCUCUGCCACCAAAGUCGGAGUAUGUUAGUCAUUUCAUCCAAGGAUCACGACGGCCCAGCAGCCAUGGAAGUCGUCUUGGUGCCUCGGUCGAUGAGAAUGAGGACAAUGACGUCGAGGAGGAGCCGACUGAGUCAACGUCGCUGUUGCAUGGUCGUCACCGCACUACCUUUGCCAACUACGUUCAUGUUGCGGGUGACCACACAUCUCAUGACUAUGAUGACGAGGGAGAGGAGAAAGACCCCAACGUUUAUGGGCAUGAACAGUCGUGGAGUGGCCGGAUGCCGCGAUGGACCUGGCUCUUGCAGUUGCUCUUUACGGCCCCCGUGAUCCUGAUGCUGAUUGUCCCAUUGGCUCUUCUAAUCACAGCCGCACUUAACCAGACUGGCCAGGAUGGAAGCCCCCAGCUCAUCGUCUACAUCUUCAUCGCCAGUCUGACUUCGCUGCUUUUCGCCCCAACGUUACCAGUAAUUCACCGGUACACCUACCAUAUCCCGAUUUUCAUGCUCUUCGUUUUCAUUGGCACGCUAAUCUACAACCUCGCUGCCUUCCCAUUCGCGGACUCGAACCGUCUCAAGCUCUUCUUCCUCCAGGAAGUCGAUCUAGACAAUGGAAUCUCCACUGCCUCCUUGACCGGCAUGCCUCCAUUUGUCCAAGACGUAACCUACGGCCUUCCAAGUGCAGCAGGUCAAAACGAGAUAUGUGAAUGGAUAUACAGAGGCAAAAACCACGUCCAGCGCUGCUCCUGGAACGCUCCAAUCCCACACGUCAUCCCCGAUGCCGCAGCCGUAUCCAUCGAUAACGAGAACACCAAUGCUCUCGUUAAAGCCACCGAACUUUCACCCGAUUGGAUUACCUUUAGCAUCUCCCAGUCCUCACCAAACACCCCCACCGCCCGCUUCGAAGUCUCGGGCCAAAACACCCGCGCCUGCCGCAUCAACAUGGACGGCCCCUUCAUCAAGAACUUCAGUGUCGUUGGCUCAUCCGCUCCAGACCGCCGUUUCCUGAAUCCAUCCCGGGACGGCUUGAACAGGAUCCAACUCUGGAGCCGCACAUGGGGUAACAAGUGGACGGUCGACAUCAACUUUACUGAGCAUGACUCGACAGAGAACGAUGAAGCGUUCGAUGAUACCCCCAUCACGGGCAGGAUUACCUGUCUUUGGAGUGAUAAUAAUCAGGUCGGGCUCAUUCCUGCUCUUGAUGAGGUUCGGCAGUUUAGUCCUGCUUGGGUUGCUGUUACUAAAUUUUCUGAUGGCUUGAUUGAGGGUUCGAGAGGAUUUGAGAUUCAGCGGUCUACUUUCCGGGUUGUUGCAUCUUGA